AUGGCACCCUCGAAUAGUGAGCAAAUAUACCGCGCCGCUUUCGACAGAGACAGGGACAGGGCCGCUAUCGACCGGAAUGAUAGCGCAGCAGAGAACCGGAGGACCCAGGAGGGUGCCAACCAAGGCGCCAGCACCUCGUGGACACAGCCAUUGAGAGACACGCUCGCGGACCAAGGGAAAAUGGAAGACCGAGGCAGAAGUAUCGUGGCAUCAUAUAACACGCGAUCCGAGGAGGCACAGGCAUCUGCCGCCCGACGGCAAGCAGAGGCUUCCAGACCCAACCCCGCGAUGUAA
Molecule: messenger RNA, 294 nt
Organism: Colletotrichum spaethianum
Lineage: Eukaryota; Fungi; Ascomycota; Sordariomycetes; Glomerellales; Glomerellaceae
Exons: 1
Coding region: 1-294 (97 amino acids)
Source: RefSeq, a predicted model, not a curated record